AUGCGGGACCUCGGCGCCAAACUGGAUCGCGUGCUGGCCAAGUUGCCACCAUCAACAACCGGUUGGACACCCAUGACCGGCGCAUCGCCCGCACGAAGAAGUUCCAGGCUGGAGAUGAUGUCGAUGACGGCUUCGUGGAGGAACCACCGCGACACGAGCGCGGCGGCGGCGGGGAUUUCGGCGGCGGCUUUGGUGGCGGUGGUGGCGGAGGUGAUGGCAGGCACUACGGCGGCGGGUUUGGCGGCGGCAAUUUUGGGGGCGGCUUCGGCGGUGGUGGAUAUGGCGGGUACCCCCGCGACUAGCGGGACCGCCGUGCAUAUGGCGGCGGUGGCAGAGGUGAUGGCGGCGGCGACGGCGGUGACUGGUUUGGCGGCGGCUUCUGCUGCGACCAGCGGGAUCGCCGAGACCUUCGUGGCGGCGGCGACAACUUUGGUGUUGGUGGCUUCUACCACCGAGGGGGCGACGAUGGCUGGCGCUGCCCACAACUACCCAAGCUCUCCUUCCCCCGCUACGAUGGAGAGUCUGAUCCACUACCAUGGCUGA
This is a messenger RNA of Panicum virgatum (switchgrass), 543 nucleotides long. Its product is annotated as antifreeze protein Maxi-like. NCBI's taxonomy places the organism in Eukaryota, Viridiplantae, Streptophyta, Magnoliopsida, Poales, Poaceae. The transcript has a single exon. The record is from RefSeq and is a predicted model, not a curated record. The coding region runs from base 1 to 543 and encodes 180 amino acids.